UGGUCCGAGCGGGGCGGGGCCGGGGUCGGUGACGUCGCGCCGGGAAUAGCCCGGGCUGCGGCGCCCAGGCCCGUCGGAGAGCCAGGGUGGGCGCCGGGCCAAGCCGGGGCGCGCUCGGACCCCGGCCCCACCGCCCCAACCUGCCGCCGCUAUGUACGACCCCGAGAGCGGCUGGAGCCUGUCCUUCGCCGGCUGCGGCUUCCUGGGCUUAUACUACAUCGGGGUGACCCGCUGCCUGAGCGAGCGCGCCCCGCACCUCCUCCGCCACGCGCGCAAGUUCUUCGGCGCCUCGGCGGGCGCGCUGCACUGCGCCUUUUUCCUCUCCGGGAUCCCGCUGGACCAGACAGUGCAGAUCCUCAUGGACCUCGUCCGGAGUGCCAGGAGCCGGAACAUCGGGAUCCUUCACCCGGCCUUCAGUUUGAGCAAGCACAUCCGAGACGGUCUCCGGAGACACCUCCCUGACAACGUCCACCAGCUCGUCUCGGGCAAGAUGGUCAUCUCGCUUACCAGAGUGUCCGACGGAGAAAACGUGCUGGUGUCGGAUUUUCAUUCCAAAGAUGAAGUCGUGGACGCCCUGUAUUGUUCCUCCUACAUCCCUCUCGUCUUUGGCUUGAUUCCCCCUUCCUUCAGAGGUGUGCGAUAUGUGGAUGGAGGAAUAAGUGAUAACAUACCCUUCGCUGAUACCAAAACGACCAUCACUGUGUCCCCCUUCUAUGGGGAGAGUGACAUCUGCCCCAGAGUCAAGUCCAUGUUCUUUCUUCACGAAGGUUUCACCAAGCUCAACAUGUCCUUCUGCACAGAGAACCUCUACCUGUUGUUCCGGUCGCUGUUCCCGCCGGAUGGCAAGGUGCUUGGAGAGCUGUGCCUUCAAGGAUACGUAGACGCGCUCAGGUUCUUGGAGAAGAACGGCAUCCGUGACGGGCCUCAUCCGUGCCUGAGCGCGUCCCCGGCAGAGUCGGAGCCCGGGAGCCUGGAGGCUUUUCCGGGCGUGGCCACCUGGGAGGCGGGGCCUGAGCCUGUCGAGCUGCUGGACCACGUGCGCCUCAGCGUGCUGUCCUGGGACGAGAGCGUCCUGGAGACCCUGUCGCCCAAGCUCAUCAUGGCACUGAGGAAGGCAGUCAGAAGCCAAGAUGGGUACAUAGACAAGAUUUGCAACUUCUUACCAGUUAAGAUCCUGUCCUAUGUGAUGCUGCCCUGCACGCUGCCCGUGGAGUCUACCAUUGCUGUGGUCCAGAGACUGGUGACGUGGCUUCCAGACAUGCCCAGCGACAUCCAGUGGCUGUGGUGGGUCACCUCCCAUGUGUGUUCUCAAGCCAUGGUGCGUCUGCUCCCCGCCUCCAGAUCCCAAAUCCCAGCAAGCGGCCAACGGCCUUCCUCCACAAACCAGAACACCGUGGGUACCGCCAGGCUCUCUGCUCCUCCAUGGACCUGGACGCCCGCCCUGUGGACGUCCCGCAGAGGCCAGAGCUGACACCUGUGAUGUACGCAGAAUGACCUCCGUGCUGAGUUUGUAGUGUCCUGAAACCAAAGGCAAUCUUUCUGUCUUACAAAGAGCUUGGAAGCUACUCUUGGUGUGCGUGGUGGGUGCAGAGCUUGGGGAUACCCAGGAUAUGCGUCUCUGAGUAUCGUUGGCUCGGCUGGGAAACUGCACAAGGGUGACCGGCGUGGGGGAGUCUGUGACUGACUUGUUGCCCACUCAGCUAUCCCAAGGCAGGCUCCUAGGGUGACUGGUGUUUGGAUCAGGGACCUUGCGGCGGGGAGCUGGGCUGCCCUUUGUGCAGUUUUGGGGGUUGUGGGAAGGAUUGUGGUCCCAUCUCUCUGUACAGAAAGCAGUCAGUGUCAGGCGAGGUGGGGUGCCAUCCUCCCAAGGACACCCCUGGUUUUGGGGGGCAUUAUAAGGUAGUAACUUACUUGCACUCUGGUACAUCUUGCUGCUGCUGCUGCUAAGUCGCUUCAGUCGUGUCUGACUCUGUGUGACCGCAUAGACGGCAGCCCACUAGGCUCCUCUGU
Molecule: messenger RNA, 2010 nt
Organism: Capra hircus (goat)
Lineage: Eukaryota; Metazoa; Chordata; Mammalia; Artiodactyla; Bovidae
Gene: PNPLA3
Product: patatin like phospholipase domain containing 3
Biological process (GO): triglyceride catabolic process; lipid homeostasis
Cellular component (GO): lipid droplet; cytoplasm; membrane
Molecular function (GO): 1-acylglycerol-3-phosphate O-acyltransferase activity; triacylglycerol lipase activity
Source: RefSeq, a predicted model, not a curated record